Messenger RNA from Populus euphratica (Euphrates poplar), 1173 nucleotides. Its product is annotated as putative disease resistance protein RGA3. Lineage: Eukaryota; Viridiplantae; Streptophyta; Magnoliopsida; Malpighiales; Salicaceae. The transcript has 2 exons. The record is from RefSeq and is a predicted model, not a curated record. Gene Ontology annotation, molecular function: ADP binding. Bases 1 to 1173 code for a protein of 390 amino acids.
AUGGCUGAAGCUCUUGUUUCCGUAGUCUUGGAGCAGCUGAGGUCAAUCAUUAUUCAGGAGGUGGGACAAGAAGUGAGGCUCGUUGUUGAUGUCAAGAACGAGGUUGAAAAGCUCACCAGCAGUUUCCGAGCCAUCCAAGCUGUGCUUGCCAAUGCAGAGGAAAGACAAUUGGAGGACGGGUAUGUCAAACUUUGGUUAGAUCAACUCAAAGACGUAUCUUACGACAUGGAUGAUGUUUUGGAUGAGUGGGGCACUGCAAUUGCAAAAUCGCAAAGCAAGGUACAUGAACAUCCCAGCAAGAAUAAAAAGAAGGUAUGCUCUUUCAUGAUCUUCUCUUGCUUUCGUGUUAGAGAAGUUGGUUUGCGUCGUCGGAUUGCUUAUAAGAUAAAAGAACUGAAUGAAAGAAUAGAUGUCAUUGUGAUUGUGAAAAAUAUGUUCGACUUCAAAUCAUUGGAAGCGGGAAUUAAACAGCAUGAACAUCAUGAAACCGCUUCUGUUAUAGAUGUAAAAGACGUUAAGGGUAGAGAAAAUGAUAAAGACAGGGUCAUGAAAAUGUUGUUCAGUACUGAGAGUAGUCAAGGACCAGCCCUCCGUACAAUCUCUCUAGUAGGGAUGGGAGGGAUAGGAAAGACAACCCUUGCUAAGCUAGUUUAUAAUGAUCUUAAGGUGGAGAACCAUUUUGAUAAGAGAAUAUGGGUUUGUGUAUCAGAUCCUUUUGAUGAGAUAACGAUUGCCAAGGCAAUCCUUCAAGAUCUCAAGGAGUCUACCCAAAAUCUAAUCAAAUUGCAGACUUUACUAGAAAAAAUACAAUCAUUGAUUAGGGGAAAGAAAUUCUUACUUGUCCUAGAUGAUUUGUGGAAUGAAGAUUCCACAAAGUGGGAGCAACUGAAAGACUCCCUCGAGUGCGGUUGUUUGCCUGGAAGUAGGAUUCUGGCGACAACACGUAAGAGGAAUGUUGCGACUAGCAUGGGCUCCUCACCCAGUACUGACAUUUUGGAACUAGGACUUCUCUCUACAGAUGAAUGCUGCUCACUCUUCAGUAAGCUUGCAUUUUCUGAAAAUGAAAGUAGAGAGAGAGGAGAUUUAGAUGAAAUUGGUAGAAAAAUUGCAGCCAAGUCCAUGUCUGGGAGAUUGAAGAAGCUGAAAGCAAAAUUUUGGCUCCUUUAUGGUUGA